GCAGUCAGGCGCCCGGAAGCAGCGACGGCGCGGGGUGCUGAGAGGUGGUAAUGGAGCGCUACGACAAAGCGACGCUGAAUGCGGCCUUCGCACCGGAGUUUCGGCAAAAUGAGGGUUCAUUAACAUCAACUUUAAGAACACUUCUAUUCUUCACAGCUCUAAUGAUCACGUUACCUGUUGGGCUGUAUUUUUCAUCAAAGGCUUAUAUAUUUGAAGGUACCCUAGGAAUGUCCAACAGAGACAGCUAUUUUUAUGCUGCCAUAGUUGCUGUAGUCACUGUUCAUGUGGUACUUGCUAUGUUUGUAUAUGUAGCAUGGAGUGAAGGCACUCGACAGUGGCGGGAAGGCAAACAGGACUAAAAUGAAAGCCAUCAUUAUCUGAUACCUACAGACUGUAAAUAUCAUUUCUGCAAAUGAAGAGCAUUCUUCAAAAUGUAUAAUAGAUGUAUGCAAAGAUCAGGCUGAUAUCUCAACCAUGUUCAGUUAUGAUAAGAACUGUGCUUGUCUUGGAUGUGUAGCAGUAUUUUCUGUAAUGCUGAUAGAAGUUGUAUGUGGGUGUGAUCAACUUCUACUAGAUUGAGCUGAGGAGGUAUUCACAUGAAAUCAGAAUGAAAUACUUAAAAAAAAAAAAUCACAUAGCUAUUUUUGCAAAUCUUAGUAUUUCUUCUGGCUUGCUCUGAAAAUAACGUUGGCCUGAAGCAAGCAUUAUGUUUUUUAAAUCAACUAAAUUGCUAUUUAAAAAGUAAAAUGCUUUACUUGCUGUCCAAACAAAAUGGAAAAGAUGAGAUUUCUUUUCUGUGAUUAUUCUAGAUGUGCGUUAGCUUACACUAAUUAAUCAGGUUACUACAAGUACAGUUUACUUUGUUGGAAAAAGUGGAAUAAAGGCAUUGACCCAAACUGGCAGCACUUUACGGCAAUGUGCUAGGCGGAAGCUUUGUACCUGUAGCAACUGGAAGCUGUCAGAAAAAGCAUGCGGAUGAUCUCUGAAAAUCUCAUUAAGGAACAUCCUCUGAAGUAUUCUGACCUUCCUAUCAAAACAAAACAUUGCUUUCUGACUUCAGUAAUUCAUUUUUUCAGGACAUUGCAAUUCAAUUACUUGUGUAGAAUGAAUAGGUUGUUUUUUAAGAGUAACACGAGGUAAAUAUGUUUAGUGACCUCAUCCUGCAGUUACAGUUUGAGUCCAAAACGCUAGACAGGAUUUGUCUCCUAUGAGGUGGAAUUACUCCUUGAGGAGGUUGAGUAAUUUAAAAAUUAGAACUUGUUACUUAGAAGAUCAUGGGAUGUCUUCCUAAUGUUGAAUAACCACCUUUCCUCAUUUUCAAUUGUGAUUUUUGUUACCGUAUAAAAUAUAAUCUCUAAUUUCCUUUUCUAUUGUUUUGAGAGCAUUUGUCUUAUUAGUGCAGUGCUUAUAUUUCUGUUCUUCUACAGUUAAAUCUUGAUGAAGCAUAAGAAUGGCAUAGUGGCACACUUUUAUGUCCUUACUUCUGUGUACGUACUUGAUAACUGCUGAAGGAUGCAACUGCAUUGCCUGUGGUAAACUACAGCAGUAACAGCUAUAACCCACAUUAAUGAGCAGUAGAGGAACAAGUGAGAUAUAAGAGAGAAAACAAACUGUAGCCAUCUGCAAACGUUGUCCUUUGUGAAGCAGAACACAAGAAUGAUCACAUUAUGGAAGUUUUGCUUCUCUUCAUGUGUAUGAAAUUGUACACUGUGAAAUAGUACAAUAUGUUGAGCUCUUUUUCUUCCUCAGUUGUCUGGACACUUUCCGUAGUACAACCAUGGUGACACUUUUGUGUUGUAGAAUAGUAGCCUAAAUUUCACUUCUCUGUUCAGCUGAUGUUAGCAAUCUAUUCAGUCUGUAGAGAAAACUCCUCCCCUAGGUUCCAGCAGUGCACAGAACUUUUCCUAAAGCUGUUUGCUUUUAAGUUAUUGUACUUCAGGUCUUUCUGUUAAUUUGAGCUUUCGGUUUGUUGUAUUAGUUGAGUAUUUUUUUGAAGUGUUUUGCUUAAUAUAGGACUUGGAAUGAUUUUGUUGCUACACUUGUCUUUUGUAAAAUGUACCCAUAAAUAAAACAAAAAUCAGAUAUCCAUGCCCAGUAGUGAGAGGAACUCAUUCCUCUCCUCAGACUGUAUGUGUGUGCAAGCAUACACACUGACAUUGUUAAGCAUUAGCAAUGAAAACCUACACUUCUACAUUGUAUUUCUGAAAUGUUCUCCAGCUUGCUGAUAGCAAUCUAACAACUAAUUAUGGAUGAGAAAAGUUAACAUCUCAUAGCACUGAAAUACAAAUGUAGUUUGUAUUACGGCAUGUUGGGUCCCUGUUCUCCUGUGUGUGGAACUUGCACAUUGUAGAACAAGUACUUUCAUAAGAAACUACUCUGCAAUACAAGAUGCACUAAAUAAAUGCGUGCUGAACAGUUAGAAUAAUAUCUUUAAUAAUGCUCAUGAAUACUGCAGCUUACAAGUAGAUCAGCCAUGGCAUUAUUCAGUAGCUGUGUUAAUUUAUAAUGGUGUAUGGAUGUGAAAAUGAUUGUUGUGCUUUACUGCCUGGGUCUAGUGCUCUAUCUGUUUUACUUCACACACCAGAAUUCUUAGAUGCUAGGUUAAUUUCCUAGAAAUAGUAGGGAAAUAAUAACAAAAAUCUAAGAAGCUUGAUUUAUGUGUAGAAAUCAUAAUGUCUCAGCAGCUAGACAUAGGAAAGUCUUUUCUCUUUGAAGAUAGUGUUUUGAUCAGAAAUGUUCUCCCUGAGAAAAGAGAGAAUCGUGAGUUUCUGGACAGUAACAGUCAAAUACUCCUGGGUUUUACCUUGCCUACACUUGGAAGCUGAAACAACCGCAAAGGUAAGUGCUGCAAUGAGAGCAGUCAGGUGGUGGAAUUACACCAUGAUUUGGGAGCUCAAAGAACAGAAACUACAAUUGUAUAAUGUACAAUCUGCAUGGAAUAGAUACUCUGCUGGGAGUUGUGUUGUGCCUUAAUGCCAAGAUUUAUUAUAUUUCAAGAGCUUGAUUGUAGUUUUUUAUUAAGUGUUUAUAUUUCCUCAUGUCCUUGUUAGUGCCUAGGCUAACUUAACUGGUGAGUCACAUUUUUAUUGUGUAAUGAUCAUUGUGAUUGUUCUGUUGUUUAAAUAUUGAUCACUCCACAACUGUGAUUAGUUUCCGUGUUUUGUUGCAUUGCUUUUAUUUUCUAUAAAAGAACAAUGUAAAAUUUGUAA
Gallus gallus (chicken) is the source of this 3209-nucleotide messenger RNA. RefSeq names its product VMA21 vacuolar H+-ATPase homolog (S. cerevisiae) (gene VMA21). Gene Ontology annotation, cellular component: endoplasmic reticulum membrane. The record is from RefSeq and is marked provisional. Gene Ontology annotation, biological process: vacuolar proton-transporting V-type ATPase complex assembly. The coding region runs from base 51 to 359 and encodes 102 amino acids. Lineage: Eukaryota; Metazoa; Chordata; Aves; Galliformes; Phasianidae. The transcript has 3 exons.